UGAAAUCAAAUCGCUGCACAUUGUCAAAGCCCAAAGGGCAGCGAAAGAGGAAAGCUUGACUCGAGCUGCGAUGGCGGAAGUUUCAGCUGUCGUCAAACCGAAGCCGCGACCAAUAAUCCGCAUCGGCCUCUUUCUCAUCUCUCACAGUAUUUUCGUCAGUAUCGUAUGCUGCAUAGCUGGAGUUCUAGCGCUUCUGCUUUUACCUGUUCUCGCGAAGAACACUUACAUCUCGGAGAAUGCGUUGAUGCCUGGUUCUGCAAGCGCUAUGCUCUCUACUGAUGAUGCUUCAGAUGGGCAUGUGUUUUUAAACAAGAUAAUGAUAAGUUCAAUGUCUAUCAACAGCGGCAUUGAAAUUCCAGAGAUGAUAGCAAAGCACAUAAUUGAAUCAGGUGGCGAAGUUAAUUAUCACAAGUUCCAGCCACUAUCUGAUAGUUUUCACCCCCUGCAGUUCUUUGUGGGCCCUGAUACUGGUAUAGUCCAAGAUAACUACAGUUCUACAUCUUAUGGGGUUAAUACGGUUGGAAUAGUAAGAGCUCCACGUGGCGAUGGGAAGGAAGCUAUUAUUAUUGUAACACCUUAUAAUUCUGUCAAGCCCACUACGAGCGAAGCAUUAUCUCUUGGUGUUGCAUACUCAGUUUUCACUCUUCUUUCUCGAGUUAGUUGGCUUGCUAAAGAUAUUAUAUGGCUUGCUGCUGAUUCAAGACACGGGGAACAUGCUGCAGUUACUGCAUGGCUGAGAGAUUAUUAUACUCUAUCAAGUGGCGACUUGGAGCAUGAAGUGACUUCUGUAAAGAGAGAUGGGGUUUCUAAUGGAUUUCGACGUGCUGGCACAAUGGCAGCUGCACUUGUCAUCAAGGUUGCUGAUAGCAGCACGGGAUUUGAGAAGGAUGGCCUCAAGAUAUAUGCUGAAGCUUCUAACGGGCAGAUGCCAAAUCUGGACCUCAUCAAUAUUGUCAAUUAUUUGGCUGUGCAUGGACAAGGAUUGCAAGUGAGGGUUGAGAAAAUUUGGUCUCUGCUUGAUUCGUGGUGGCUGUUCAGCCUUGGUGAACUACAGGAGUUGAUCGGCAAGGUUGCCAAAAGCUUAAAUCCUGGAUGGAAAUUUGGCAUCCCUGCUUCCGAUUAUGUUGAAGGCUGCGCAACUCUUGCCAGUUCCCUUUACAAUCAGGCUUUAGGUGUUCCAACCGGACCACAUGGAGCCUUCCGUGAUUAUCAAGUUGACGCUAUUACUUUGGAAUUCUCACCAAGGUUCUCGUCAAGUCAGAGGGUUCUGUUCCUUUUGCAUGUUGGCAGGUUGGUUGAGGGAGUCAUAAGGUCUGUGAAUAAUCUUCUCGAGAAGUUUCAUCAGUCCUUUUUUCUGUAUCUCAUGACAUCUCCAAGUAGGUUCGUUUCAGUCGGGAUAUACAUGAUUGCCUUUGCAUUGCUCAUCGCGCCCCUUCCAUUGGUUGCUGCUGCUCUCUUUUCCGAUGCCAGUAAGUCAAAGUCUCCUGGUGAAUCAAUCCCAACAUCUCCAGCAUGGAACUGGCUUUACGCCGCGAAAACUGUCCUCAUUGUCCAUUUAUGGGGUGCAAUCGUAACAAUAAUUCCUUAUUUUCUCCGCCAAUUUCCCGAUUCCUCGCCAUUAAUCAGCCUUUUAACAUGGAUCGUGUCUUCAGCAGUUUUGCUCUUCUUCACACGUGCAGCAUCCGAUUCUUUACCCUUUUCUCGUGCAAGCCAACUGCAAACCAGGGAAUGGACCCUCCUCAAGGCUGUGACCGUUGCUGCUGCUUUUAUAGGACUCUGUCUCAUGUCUAUCAUAAAUUACGCAACAGCAGAAAUCGGAGCCCUGUUGCUGGUUCCCAUGUGUUUGAUGGCUGUGCCCUUGAGGAUUGAUCUGACAGCCAAAACCGCAAAGACAGUUACCCGUGGAGCCUGUAACGUGUUAUUAGUAUUCGUUGGAUUCCCUCCAACUGCAUUUCUUUUGUCGAAAGGUGCAUUAUCCAGUUUUGACGGAGUUAGACUAGACGACUUCUGGAUCUGGAUCGAGUCCCUCAGGGAAUGGAACAGUGCUACUUACAUCUACAUUUGCAUGGUUCAUCUCCCCUGCUGGGUUCUCUGUAUUCACAUUUUACUACAUCGUCGUUGAGCUGUGUACGAUCCUCCCUCGUUGUAGAUAUCAACACGGUAGACGUUAAUUUUGCUUCUUGUCUUACUUGGAUACUUUGUUUAGUAGCUUUGGUAGUUGUAGCAUCAAAGGGAGUUGCUCAUUUUUCUAACAUUCAGACAAGGGAACAGAGCACAAGCAAGUCUACGUUGCUUGUUUUUUCAA
Messenger RNA from Salvia hispanica, 2305 nucleotides. RefSeq lists its product as uncharacterized. Gene Ontology annotation, cellular component: membrane; GPI-anchor transamidase complex. The record is from RefSeq and is a predicted model, not a curated record. NCBI's taxonomy places the organism in Eukaryota, Viridiplantae, Streptophyta, Magnoliopsida, Lamiales, Lamiaceae. Gene Ontology annotation, biological process: attachment of GPI anchor to protein.